Molecule: messenger RNA, 159 nt
Organism: Pipistrellus nathusii (Nathusius's pipistrelle)
Lineage: Eukaryota; Metazoa; Chordata; Mammalia; Chiroptera; Vespertilionidae
Source: the annotation of a GenBank genome assembly
AUGGACCAAGUAACUUCAAGUACUAACGGGAAUUGGAAGUCUGUUUCCCAACACGGUGACAAAAAAAAGGAUAAGAAGAUGAAGAAAAUGGUGAAGGUACGUUCUGUGAAGAAAAGAACGAAAAAGAAAGAAUCAGAUAAUUGCACUUUCCUCCAGUAA